GUUUUGGAAACGUAUUAUGGGAACUGAAGCUGGAUGCAAUUGAGGCAAAAGUUAAUUCUCUAAAAAACUCGAAUCAGGCCCAUCCAAACUUCAUUGAAGCACAUUCCGAAAAUGAAGAUUUUUAUAUAAAAUUUUAUGAUACGCUUUAUUUGGAAAGUGGCGAAAUUUUGAGAACGUCUGCUAGUUUCCAAGAUAAGGAGUGGUUUAGUAAUGUUGCAGUAUUUGCUGCAGAGGAUCAGAAACAGUAUGAGUCAGAUAAAG
This is a messenger RNA of Racocetra fulgida, 261 nucleotides long. NCBI's taxonomy places the organism in Eukaryota, Fungi, Glomeromycota, Glomeromycetes, Diversisporales, Gigasporaceae. The record is from the annotation of a GenBank genome assembly.